AUGUCUCUUUCAGACGCAUACAACAGCGCGAAGCGUGCUAUUUCAUCCGCCCCGCCGAACAAUUCCUACCUUCGCUGGGAUGCGCCUGGCGUGGAGGCACCAAAGCCUAACGAGGCUGAGACGGCAAAGAAGAUUGGAGAGACGAUGAACCGGAUGCAACAGCACAACUUCGAUCAGCACAGGCAUGCUUAUCGGGCAACUCACGUCAAGACGCAGGGCAUCGUCAAGGGCAAGAUGACUGUGCUUCCGGAUUUGCCGGCACAUCUACAGCAAGGCCUUUUCAAGACCCCGGGGGAGACUUACGAUGUUGCAGCACGAUAUGCUAACGAGCCUGUCUUUCUUCAGGCCGACCAGGAACCUGGGCCUCGCGGUCUGGGAAUGCGAGUAUUUGGAGUGCAGGGAAAGAGGCUUCAAAGCGCUGACCCUGAGGCUAGUACCCAGGAUUUCUUCUUUAACAACGCUCCGUCUAUCGAACUGACCGACAUCGAUACCUGUCUUGAGAUCAUGCAACUGAGAGAGAAGUACUUUGAUAGUCCCUUGAAGCUGGCUGCAGCGACGAAACUAAGGACAGAUGCAAUCAAACAAAGCGCACCUGGUAUGCUUCCGAAUACCAACAUGAUCAGCCACUCGUUUUACACGCAAAGCGCGUUUAGAUUUGGGGAUUGGUAUGGCCACAUGGCGCUUUUUCCAGUGCUUGACGACAUGAAGAACCGAACCGAGAAAGUCAAGAGUGGUGACUCUCGAGAAGUGCUUCGAGACUGGCUGUCGGAAUACUUUGCCCAAAACGGCGCCAAGUAUGAGUUCAAAAUUCAGCUAGGUACCUCACCGGAUCAUCAUCCAACUGAAGACGGAUCAGUAGUGUGGGAUGAAGCUACCGCACCAUACCAGACGAUCGCGACAGUUGAGUUUCCACCGCAAGAUGCCCUGAGCGCCGAGCGACGAGUGUUCUGGGAGGACACAAUGAAGCUGAACCCAUGGGACGGUAUGGUUGAUCACCAGCCACUAGGCAGUAUCAAUCGCUUGAGGAAAACGGUGUAUGAGAUGAGCAGGAAGAAGCGCGAAGGUGCAAACGCCACGCCGACACAAGCAAUCAACAGUGUCGAUGAGGUGCCAUAA
This is a messenger RNA of Alternaria postmessia, 1116 nucleotides long. RefSeq lists its product as uncharacterized. Gene Ontology annotation, molecular function: heme binding. Bases 1 to 1116 code for a protein of 371 amino acids. The record is from RefSeq and is a predicted model, not a curated record. The transcript is spliced from 3 exons. Lineage: Eukaryota; Fungi; Ascomycota; Dothideomycetes; Pleosporales; Pleosporaceae.